GGCGUGUCAAGAGGGGAUAUUGCAAAGCCCAAAUGUAGAAUUGCUAUGUCGAACAGUGUGAGGACAGUAGAUUUCGCGUGAUGAGAGCCACUGUUGAAGCAAAACCUGGGCACGGUACAGGAAUGGGUCUCGAUAAGAGGAUCCCUUUUGUCGCAGCCCAGGCGAUUCUUCUUCUUUGCUUCACGGUUGCCAAGGAAAGAAGCAAGCAUCCAUCAUGUCACCGCCUGGAUGUGUGGCUUGGUUCGUGUAAUUGGAUAUUCGGGACAAUGGUGCUACUGCAGGGCGUUCAGAUUCAUAGGAGCAAUACUGCGUUGCCAGGUCGAAUUGAUAGAGCACUAGCCACGAUGCUUAAAUUCGUUACGGGCGUGAUGGGCUGUGUUGGACUCGUUGGCCUUGGACUGACAGCGAAUUCAAGCAAAUGCUCGACAGCGAGUCCUUUUUUAUGGUGGACGUCUUUUACAAUCGCGUGGCUGGUUUUACUCUGUUUGGUUCUACACGGCUGCGCGUGGCUCUCGCGCCGAAACCCAGCAACGCCAUCACAAAAGUUCGCGGGAGACACAGUCUAUCUCACCAUGGGGUGGACGGACGAGGAUCUUGAGUACAACUACGAUGGGAAUGUCAAUGUUGCUGGAGCGCCCAACGCGCUAUGAUAGAAGGAGGAGCACUGACCACAAAAUUCGUGGUUUCGUCAGCGGCAAAAGCAGUAAACUGAGCUUCAGUUUCUUAGCAACAUAGCUACGAAUCAGUUCACAUGUGGGCAUGCAAUCGAUAAGAUGCUUAUUUAAUGCAUCACACACUCAUAUUUGUUGUACCAGAAACAACGAAUCGUUGGCGCCUUGCCAUUCUUUACCACAUGCUGCAUUCACGUUAGUGUGGUAGCAGUUUACUUUAAUAUCUUCACAUAAUGGCCGUUGCCCCGUUAGUUUUUCAGCGCACACAUUGGCUUCCACAUCUCCAUGAAUGAUCGUAAACCUCUAUUCCGGCCGGCUGCCGAGCGCGAACUUCACAUUCAGGUCGAUGCAUCUACCAUACACCAUUCACCGAUGCUGCAGUUGCCAGUUACCCAGUCGGCCUAGCAGUGUGUGAUCGCAGUGCAGCAAUGUGUGUUUCGGAGGGCAGUGCGGCUGAGUCAAGCGAGAAUGUGCGAUUUUAGUCAUAGAAUAUAUGGCAACAAAAAUUACUUACGAUGUCGUCUAG
This is a messenger RNA of Toxoplasma gondii ME49, 1197 nucleotides long. RefSeq lists its product as hypothetical. NCBI's taxonomy places the organism in Eukaryota, Apicomplexa, Conoidasida, Eucoccidiorida, Sarcocystidae. The transcript has 7 exons. The record is from RefSeq and is a predicted model, not a curated record. The coding region runs from base 81 to 650 and encodes 189 amino acids.